Aspergillus thermomutatus is the source of this 1644-nucleotide messenger RNA. RefSeq names its product cytochrome P450. Lineage: Eukaryota; Fungi; Ascomycota; Eurotiomycetes; Eurotiales; Aspergillaceae. Bases 1 to 1644 code for a protein of 547 amino acids. Gene Ontology annotation, molecular function: oxidoreductase activity, acting on paired donors, with incorporation or reduction of molecular oxygen; heme binding; iron ion binding. The record is from RefSeq and is a predicted model, not a curated record. The transcript has 4 exons.
AUGGCCGACACGUUGCUGGCUGUUGCCUCUGUCUCCCUGGCUGAGGGGUAUUUCCUGCAGCGCUCCAUCUUGAACGAGCAUUCUUUCCAAUCAGUCUGCCUAGGGGUGUUGGGUGUUAAUUUGGCCCUGAAAAUAUUCUGGAAUCUGAUCAUCUACCCUUUCUUCAUCACCGCAAAUCGUCAUCUGCCAACCGUCAAGGGGAGCUUUGUAAACGGUAAAAUCAUCUUUGACAACCCGCGUGGUCGUCUCCCCUUGCAAUGGAUGAAAACAAUCCCCAACGAAGGCCUGAUUCAUUUCCGAGAUGUGCUCAACCGCAGCCACCUAUUGCCUACCAAUCACCAGGCUCUUUUGGAUAUCAUGAGCACCAACACGUACGACUUCGAGAAACCAUGGCGCGCACGCGAGUUCCUUGCUCGGAUCAUUGGCUUCGGCUUGAUCUUGUCUGAGGGCGCCGCGCAUAAGAAGCAGCGCAAGGCCUUGACUCCUGCCUUCAACAUCAAGAACAUUCGCUCAUUGUAUUCCUUGAUGUGGGAGAAGACUGGCCUCUUCCUCCAUGAACUGGAGAAGGAGAUUCGGCACAAUCCAAUGGAAGGAACAAGUCCGGAGGACGGUGUGGGCAAGGUCGAAAUGAGCGUCUGGGCGAGUCGUCUCACUCUCGAUAUCAUCGGUCCGGCGGCCAUGGGUAGAGACUUUCGCUCUCUGCACAACCCAGAAAACAAGGUUGCCGAUAGCUUCCUUGCUAUUCUGGAACCAACCAAGGAGAAGAUGGCCUUCCUCGCCAUCAACUUUAUUCUUCCGCAAUGGUUUGCACGAAGACUACCCUGGCGCCUGAACAAGGUGAUUGACACCGAAACCGGCUUUCUGCGUGAUCUAUGUAAGGACAUUGUUCGUGAGAAGAAGAAGAUUAUCGCUUCCAGCAAUAUCACGGCCAAGGAGAUGGAGGCAGACAUCCUGGGAACCAUGAUGGUGGGUGGGGAUUUUACGGACGACGAACUGGUGGAUCAAAUGCUGACCUUUCUGGCGGCUGGUCAUGAGACGACCGCCAGCGCACUCACCUGGGCCUGCUACCUUCUCACCCUCAACCCCGGCGUUCAAGAGCGUCUGCGCGCGGAGGUUCGUGAGCGGAUUCCGUCUGGUGACCAUCCUAUCGCCUGGAGCGAUCUCGAAUCAAUGCCUCUACUCAACGGUGUUUGCCAGGAAGUCCUGCGUCUAUAUCCCACCGUCCCCAUCACGCUCCGCGAAGCCGUCCGCGAUACCACCGUAGCGGGCAAGCACGUUCCCAAGGGUACUCGCAUCAUCAUCUGUCCGUACGCCAUCAACCGCAGUCCUGAAUUCUGGGGGGAUAAUGGGGAAGAGUUCGUGCCAGAACGCUGGAUCGAUACUGACAAGAACGGCCAGACGGUCGUCAACCACAAUGGUGGUGCUUCGACAAACUUUGCUCAAAUCACUUUCUUGCAUGGCCAGCGGUCCUGCAUCGGAAAGGAUUUUGCUAGAGCCGAAUUGCGCUGUGCGGUCGCUGGUGUUGUCGGACGGUUCAAGUUUGAGAUGCAGGAUCCUAAGCAAGAAAUCCAUAUUGCCGGCGCUGUGACGACAAAGCCAGUGGAGGGAAUGCAUUUGGCAAUGAGCCGGGUGGAUGAAUGGUGA